Molecule: messenger RNA, 967 nt
Organism: Aaosphaeria arxii CBS 175.79
Lineage: Eukaryota; Fungi; Ascomycota; Dothideomycetes; Pleosporales
Exons: 1
Coding region: 324-812 (162 amino acids)
Source: RefSeq, a predicted model, not a curated record
CCUUCUCGGCACGCCUAUCGAUAAUACGAGUAUACGAGGACAUCGAGCAACGGAAGGAUACGGAUGCGGAUAAGCAAAGAAAAGAAAUAUCCCAAUCGAAUUCGGGUGCGAAUAUGACAAUUCGCGCAUACGCAUAUGCAGAAGCGCACGCAUGCACCCACGCGAGAACCACGACGGGGUAAUCACCCUACCGCCUAGUGGACGUCCAGCAAACUCCGAGCGACGGUUUUUUUCCUCUCCAACUGCGAAGAGUCAUCGGCAAAUUCUCACUCGCCCUGUCAGGCUAUCUCGCGCACUUUGUGGGUUUCGGCUGCCCAUCCGAGAUGCAGGCACAAACGGACACACGUCGACAACUUUUUUUUUUCCUGCUUCGCGAAAAUGCUUCAGCCAUUCAUCUUAUCACGCGAUUUCGGAGCCGCAAUUUUUUGAUCGCUUUUUUUUUUUGGCUUUGUGUAAACAAUUGUCUCGCUUGUUCGCAGACACCCACGCACAUACUUCGAGGAAAGCGAAUGCUGCUUCUCCCAUCCACCGCAUAUCAAUUAUCUAACGACAUACCACGCCAUACCCCUUCAUCAUCAUCAUUCAUCGCAUUUUCAGCCAUACCAUUCAUAGCAUAUACCCUCCUUCCUUUCCUUCCUUUCCUUCCUUUCCCUUCUUCUUCCUCGCAUCCUCCAAACCUGCAUUUUACCAACCUCGAAGAAGACUGCCCAAGUGCUGGGUUCCUUCAAUUUCGUUUUUUUCUCAUUUAUCCUCGCAUUUAUUUCCUCCAUUUCACGCCAUGUAUGACAAUCUCGUUUUUAUCUUAUCUUUAGACGUAUAUAGGUAGUCGGUGAAUCAGCUUGACGCUGAUGUGGUGUAUCUAUCUUUGAGACAGGGAAAGGGGAGGGACGUGUAAAUAGUUAGUCGAGACGGAGCAUAAAAAGAUGAAACGACGAAAAAACAAUCGAAAGAACAUUAUCAAUUAUUG